Messenger RNA from Carlito syrichta (Philippine tarsier), 898 nucleotides. RefSeq names its product CDGSH iron sulfur domain 1 (gene CISD1). The transcript has 4 exons. The coding region runs from base 161 to 463 and encodes 100 amino acids. The record is from RefSeq and is a predicted model, not a curated record. Gene Ontology annotation, molecular function: 2 iron, 2 sulfur cluster binding. Gene Ontology annotation, cellular component: intracellular membrane-bounded organelle; mitochondrial outer membrane. Lineage: Eukaryota; Metazoa; Chordata; Mammalia; Primates; Tarsiidae. Gene Ontology annotation, biological process: regulation of autophagy.
AGCCCACUCCAUGCUGGAAAUAGACAACUCUUCUCUGAGGCUGAGUCUAACCAGAUUAUGCAGAACUUUCUUCUCUCCAACAUUGCCUGGAGCUGGGGUAGCUGUUAAGCCCUUGGGUUUUUUCUAAAGACUUGAAAAACUACACAAAAAGAAUAAAUAGAUGUCUUUUGAAUGGAUUGCAGCAGUUACCAUUGCUGCUGGGACAGCUGCAAUUGGUUAUUUAGCUUACAAAAGAUUUUAUGUUAAAGAUCAUCGCAAUAAAGCAAUGGUAAACCUUCACAUCCAGAAAGACAACCCCAAGAUAGUACAUGCAUUUGACAUGGAGGAUUUAGGAGAUAAAGCUGUGUACUGCCGUUGUUGGAGGUCCAAAAAGUUCCCAUUCUGUGAUGGGGCUCACACGAAACAUAACGAAGAGACUGGAGAUAACGUGGGACCUCUGAUCAUCAAGAAAAAAGAAACUUAAAUGGACAGUGUUGAUGCUGCAAACCAACUUGUCAUGAUGUUACCUGAUUGUUAAUUAGAAUGACUACCACUUCUGUUUAAUUCAUCUCCCUUGGGUUAUAGAUGUGGUAUAUUGCAAACUUCAGCCUUCAUGUUCAUGGCAUUUGCCUUACUUGUUGAAACAUUGUGGUGCCCAUUUGUUUAAAGAAAAAAAAAAGUAAAAGUAAAAACCAACCUCAUGACCGGUGGGUUAUUUUGGUCUUGUAAGGAUCCGUUUCUUUAUAUUUAAAAUAUUGACAUUAGAAUGUAGUUGUAUCUUAAAGUCAACAUAUUAAAUUAUUCUCAAAAAUCAUGUAUUUGCAGGGUGUACUUGUAAGUCUCAAAACCUAACACCUUGUUGUAUUAACCUGGAAAGUAAAUAGGGUGUGAUCAAUGUCUUAAUACAAUCUAGGAAAAA